Lindgomyces ingoldianus is the source of this 1527-nucleotide messenger RNA. RefSeq lists its product as uncharacterized. The transcript is spliced from 13 exons. NCBI's taxonomy places the organism in Eukaryota, Fungi, Ascomycota, Dothideomycetes, Pleosporales, Lindgomycetaceae. The record is from RefSeq and is a predicted model, not a curated record. The coding region runs from base 1 to 1527 and encodes 508 amino acids.
AUGACUAAAAGUCUUUCCUAUGCCUUCCCCAAGCAAUCGGACAAAGGCAUUCCUCACAGAAAACGAACUAGGUUGACACUACGUGUCCGAAAAUGGACUUCAUCGAUGAUGCGUCACUGUGCAAUUUCCCAGCUCUCGGACUGGGUGAAGAUCAAAAUCCGCACAUACUCUACUCCACGCAUUUCUGGGAGGAUAUUAGUGCUGCAAGUUCAUCAUCACUCCAUUCUGCUCGUCAUAAUUUUUCAAGUCCUUGGGCUUUCAACGUAUAUUGUAAACCUUUCGCGUAUCCUUAUCUUGCUCUUCACUUCUUCGCCUCCCUAUCCAUUGUCAAAAGAAUAUCAUGGUGUCGGAAGUUUGGUGGCUCUUUUCUCUCCCCUUUUUGGGAAACAAAGGCUAUUUGGGUCCUCGAGAUCUCUUCUCCUUCUCCUCGAGGCACCUAUCCGAGAGAUUUCGUCAUUGCUGUACGACAUCAAGAAAUCCCGAUUCUCGCAAACGCAUAGGGUAGAGAUCCGGGAAAUCAAGCCACAUUCUUUCAAAAGCGUGGGCUUCCGUAGGAGCAUAUUCACUCUAGUAGUGAGUAUCAUCUUCAAAACGCUGGCCCCGACAUAUGCGGCCGUGCUUCUCAGGUUCCGAAAUUGCUUGUUUCACAAGUCAAGAAUCCCCAGGAGCAGGAAAGGGCACAUAUACCCUCUUGAGCUCACAUAUACCUGUUCUCUCGGUGCAAGUCACCUGAAGCCAGCCCUAUUUGAAACGUUGAACGGAAAAUCGUGCCUUGAGGGCCACCUAUUAUUUUCAGAAGAGUAUACCCUAGCUUCAUCUCUUUGGAAGAUGUCAAAUAUCAUCUCCACAUCCCGAAUGAAAUUCUGUUCCCUACCGAACGAUGUGGAUAAAGUUCUGUGUCUAGAAACCACCCAAUUCUCGCCUGUGUACAAGCUUUCGAAAACAAAAUUUGCUUUUGAGGUUUUAGAAAAGCUAGAAAAGCUAUAUACUGGAAAUCCAACCAUUUUAGUCCUCCUAGACUCUAAUUUCGGGAAGAAAAGGAGCCAGGAGAUCGAGGGAUCCGACGAGGAUUUGAUACCGGAUAGAGCAGGAGAACAUUGUAUGAUGAAGUCGUGGGUUGUGGAGAGUGGUCAUAAUUCGUGGUUAGGUUCGAAAGUGGAGGGGGGUUCUAUACCUCCAGUAGCCGGGCCCAAGUGUUCAUCAGAGCCUAAGCAAGCGUUCUACACUGCGGACUACCGCAAGCAAAUGCAUGCCCACACUCCGGCCAGUAAACAACCUUUAUCAAGGAAGAGAAUAAAUACUGAACCACUCUAUCUAACAUGCUACGAACUCAAAUACCCUCCUCAUCAACUCCCCAGAAACCCCCUAACGCCCGUUUCUAACACCCCUUCCCCUUUCCGCCCAUUUAUCCCGUCUCUACUGCCUCUCGCACCUGGCACCGCCGAAACACCACCAACUCUCCAACCACCCUUUCAAGCCCAAUUCGACCAAUAUCGCUAUCUCCUCUCCACAAGGGAGAACCGCUGA